Messenger RNA from Ustilaginoidea virens, 795 nucleotides. RefSeq lists its product as uncharacterized. Gene Ontology annotation, molecular function: GTP binding; GTPase activity. NCBI's taxonomy places the organism in Eukaryota, Fungi, Ascomycota, Sordariomycetes, Hypocreales, Clavicipitaceae. The coding region runs from base 1 to 795 and encodes 264 amino acids. Gene Ontology annotation, biological process: small GTPase-mediated signal transduction. The transcript is spliced from 3 exons. The record is from RefSeq and is a predicted model, not a curated record.
AUGGCUUCCCAUCAUCGAAACUCACAGUACGCAUCAGCCAGCUAUGACCAGCCGCGGCGUCAACAGCGCACGCGCUCGAGCGAUGGCACUGUCAGCACCUCAAUGAGCUCAUCGUCUGGUCGGGAAUCUGCCGCUACGCACGUCACCGACGCUCCCUCGUACUCGAAGAAGAUUGUCGUGGUAGGAGAUGGUGGGUGCGGCAAGACAUGUUUGCUCAUAAGCUACAGUCAAGGCUAUUUUCCCGAGAAAUACGUUCCCACUGUUUUCGAAAACUACAUCACUUACCCCACUCACAACCCUACUGGAAAGACGGUUGAGCUUGCGCUGUGGGACACGGCCGGUCAGGAAGAAUACGACCGUCUGCGCCCGCUGUCCUAUCCCGAGACCGACUUGAUAUUCGUAUGCUUUGCCAUUGAUUGUCCCAACUCCCUGGACAAUGUUCUUGACAAGUGGUAUCCCGAGGUCCUUCAUUUCUGCCCCUACACCCCUCUUAUCUUGGUCGGUCUCAAGUCAGAUCUGCGCUACAAAAAGACUUGCAUCGAGAUGCUCAAGACCCAGGGCCUCACGCCGGUUACAACAGAGCAGGGUCUUGCCGUCGCCGGCAAGAUGAACGCGCAGUACAUGGAGUGUAGCAGCAAAGAAAUGCUCGGCGUUGACGAGAUAUUUGAUCGCGCCAUCAUCACUGUUGUCGCCAACGACAGAAGGAACCAGAAUGCAGCUGCCCGCGACAAGAACUCAGCCGUCCCUGGCAUGAAGCCGCCCAAGAGGAGGAAGAGACUAUGCUUGAUUCUGUAA